AUGCAUCAGCCUAGUGAUUGGUCAGGUCGUUGGAACAGGAGUAACCUUCGUAACUACGUCACCUUUAACACGGCAGUGAAAAGCGUGACCUUCAACAAGGAGAUAGACGACUUUACAGUCAUGAUCAAGGAUCUUAGCAUUGACAAGGAUCUCCCACCGGAGAGAUUCUCUCACGUCAUGGCGGCUACCGGUCGAUUCUCCGUCCCGAAUGUCCCCCUUUUUGACGGAAUCGACAUGUUUCCGGGUAGAAGUGUUCAUUCCCACGAUUUCAGAGGAGCACGCGAGUUCAAAGGUCAACGCCUCCUCGUGGUCGGCUCGGGUCGUUCAGCGGAAGACGUCGGAAGACAGGUUCCGGUCACAUCGUCUGCUGCUACCGUACAGAACCAUACAUGGCCAAGCGGAAUAGAGGAACGUCCAUUGCUAACAAUAGUCGACGGGAAUAUAAUUAAUUUCAAAGACGGGACCACGGCGGAAGUUGAAGUCAUCAUUCUUUGUACUGGAUAUCUGUACCACUUUCCGUACAUGUCGGAGUCACCUCGCCUCAAGGGGACACCAGAUGCAUCCGGUCGGAUUGUAUAA
This is a messenger RNA of Mizuhopecten yessoensis (Yesso scallop), 579 nucleotides long. RefSeq names its product senecionine N-oxygenase-like. The coding region runs from base 1 to 579 and encodes 192 amino acids. NCBI's taxonomy places the organism in Eukaryota, Metazoa, Mollusca, Bivalvia, Pectinida, Pectinidae. Gene Ontology annotation, molecular function: flavin adenine dinucleotide binding; N,N-dimethylaniline monooxygenase activity; NADP binding. The transcript has 2 exons. The record is from RefSeq and is a predicted model, not a curated record.